Molecule: messenger RNA, 1272 nt
Organism: Leucoraja erinaceus (little skate)
Lineage: Eukaryota; Metazoa; Chordata; Chondrichthyes; Rajiformes; Rajidae
Gene: tram2
Product: translocation associated membrane protein 2
Biological process (GO): protein insertion into ER membrane; SRP-dependent cotranslational protein targeting to membrane, translocation
Cellular component (GO): endoplasmic reticulum membrane
Source: RefSeq, a predicted model, not a curated record
CGCAGUGACGCAGUGCUGCUGUGAUGACGUGGAGCCGGGCCCCGUCACCAGGCACCGCGCUGGGCCAUGGCUGUCCUCCGGCGCCGCGGGCGGGCUCACUCGGUGUUUAGCCACGAGUUCGUCAUCCACAACCGGGCCGACAUCGCGGCCGCGCUGGUGCUCAUCGUGCUGGGCGGACUCAUGUUCGAGGUCACAGCCAAGACCGCCUUCAUGUUCAUCUCUCCACAGCACAAUGUCACCUCCACCACCCCAGAUGGGGAUGUUGUAUAUUAUGUCUACGGCACCAGUGAUUGUGCCACCAUCUCAUUCUAUAUCUUCAUUACCAUUAUCUUACAUGCUGUUGUCCAGGAGUACACGCUCGAUAAGGUGAACAAGAGGCUGCACCUGUCCAAGGUGAAGCACAACAAGGUGAAUGAGUCGGGGCAGUUGCUGCUCUUCCACCUCGGCACCAGCGCCUGGGGUAUCUACCUGGCCAUCACCGAGGGAUACCUCAGUGCCCCGUCCAGUCUCUGGGAAGACUACCCCCACACACACCUCACAUUCCAGAUGAAGUUUUUCUACCUGUGCCAGCUCUCCUACUGGCUGCACAUGAUCCCAGAGCUCUACUUCCAGAGAGUGCGUAAGGAGGAGGUGCCGCGGCAGCUGCUGUAUAUCGGCCUGUACCUGGUACACAUCGCGGGUGCCUAUCUACUCAACCUGACGCGGGCAGGGCUGGUGAUGGCGGUUCUACAGAGCGUGGCAGAGCUGGUUUUCCACAUGGCCCGGCUGCAGUACUUCACCAACCCGGACAGGCAGGCGCUGUUUGGUGUGUGGGCCGUGGUGUUUGUGUUGUGCCGUCUGGCCACACUCACCCUGGCCGUGCUGGUCAUGGGCUUUGGCCUCUCCCGCGUCCAGCGACAGAGUCUCGACAUGGAGCACGGUGUCUUCAACACCCUCCCCAUCCGGUUGUCGGUGCUGCUGUCCGUCUGUGCCCCCCAGGUGUGGAUGAUGUGGCGUUUCAUCAACUUCCAGCUGCGGCGUUGGCGGCAGAGCCGGCUGGAGCAGGCGGCACGCAGGAAGGUGGCAGUGCCCACCCGACCCGCCGGGGCCAGGCGGAGGGACACCGGUCAGCAUGAGAACGGUUUGAUCAAAUCUGAGGACGGCUCCUCGCCCCGGACCCGAAAAAUCCGUUCCCCCUGAAGUGGGGGCGGGGAGGGGGCUUCUCCCGCACCAGCAGCUGGCCACACAGAGGAUGUCUCCCACCUACCCCCUCCCUCCCCACUCUGUGAGCAC